Chenopodium quinoa (quinoa) is the source of this 2006-nucleotide messenger RNA. Its product is annotated as transcription factor MYB39-like. The transcript is spliced from 4 exons. NCBI's taxonomy places the organism in Eukaryota, Viridiplantae, Streptophyta, Magnoliopsida, Caryophyllales, Amaranthaceae. The record is from RefSeq and is a predicted model, not a curated record. Bases 400 to 1515 code for a protein of 371 amino acids.
UUUGAUUUUAUCCUAAGUAACUAGUCUACUUCAAUUCAUAUACUACCAAAAAAAAUAAUUUCUAUACAAGGACAAAAUUGGAAUUUAAUUGUGACAAAUACAUCUAAGCCUAAAGUAUAUCUAGGAAAGCUUCUUAAUUACACUAAACUAAAGGCAAUUAAAUUAAAGUCAAUUUUCCAUAAAAUAUGCCAACACAUAUCCUAUAAAAACCCUUCUUACACUAUAGCAAAGAGAUUAAGAUUCCUAAAUUCAAUUGCUAUAAUUUAACUCCAUAUACUUCUAUGUCCUCCAUUUCCACAUUCAAAUCUUAGCUUCCUUCCUCAACACCGCCUUCAGAUACAUUUGAGCUCGAAUUACUGUAUCGAAACUGCUGGAAAAGGAACUGAUAGACAAGGAUAAAUGAUGGUGAGAUCACCUUGCUGCGAUGAAAGUGGUCUAAAGAAGGGUCCUUGGACACCAGAGGAAGAUAAGAAGCUAGUGGAUUACAUUGACAGACACGGUCAUGGAAGUUGGCGAGCUCUCCCUAAACUGGCAGGCUUGAACCGCUGUGGUAAGAGCUGCAGGCUUCGCUGGACUAACUACCUUCGCCCUGAUAUCAAACGCGGAAAAUUCACUGAUGAAGAGGAGCAAACCAUCAUCAACCUUCACUCUGUGCUUGGCAACAAAUGGUCAGCAAUAGCAAGCCACCUUCCAGGGAGGACAGACAACGAAAUAAAAAACUUCUGGAACACCCAUCUGAAAAAGAAGCUUCUGCAGAUGGGUAUCGAUCCUGUAACUCACAGGCCGAGGACAGACCUGAACCUGCUAGCUAACCUCCCUCAGUUGCUCAUGGCUGCCAAUCUCAGCAACAGUCUCAUGAUGAACAACAGUACAGGCAAUGGAGUUCCUAAUUUGGAAGAUACUCUUAGGUUGAUAGACUCUGAUGCCACCCAACUCGCAAAAUUCCACAUACUAAACAAUAUGCUGCAGGUGUUAAGUUCAAGCAGCAGCAACCCACCUGCUAUAGCUUCUCAGAUUACAAGUCUGCUUUGUAAUUCAACCAUGCCCUUCCAAAACCCAUUGAACGAUAACCUACUUAGAUUGGCUAAUUCUCAGAUGGAAAACGGACUCACAGGUGCUAUCAGCAGUCAGUUCCCACCUUCAAAUCCUUUAGCUUCCAGCAGCCUUGAAAGUCCAGCAACUCCUCAAUUUCAACCAAAUUUCAAGCAUGGCCGCCACAGGAGUUAUACUAGUAAUGAAUAUCAUGAAAGUAAACAAACUGGUGUUGAAAUUCUUACACCCGACAGUUUAAUGCCUAGUCUAGCGCCCGCCUCACCAGACCACUGCAGCAAGCUAAUUAGCCAAAAGGGUAAUGCAAUAAUGUCAUCAAACCCUUCCUCAGCCACAACUACUGCAAAUCCCUUUGAAGCAGCUGCUGCUGACUGGACCAAUGAUCUUAUUGAUGAUGCUUCACACUCGUACUGGAGAGACAUUAUUGACCAAGCAUCCUCCCCUUCCUGGCCUAUCUCAUCAUAGAGAAUGUAAAUUUUGGUCAAAUAUAUCCAGAGAUGAAUAAUUUUUACAAAAGAAGAUUUUUAAAUUAGUGUAAUCUGUAGUGUUACAUCCGGACAAAAUAUAAUUGCUAUCAUAUAAAUGGAAGAAGACGCUUGUAUAAAAGCUAUGCCACUUCAUUCCGACCUGUAUGUUGUACUAUCUGAUUGCAGAUUAUAAUAUUGUUGAGAUUAGCAUUUUUUUGUUCUAUAGUAAAUCAAGCAUUCACAGUGCAUCAUUACUAAUGCAGCAGUGCCCAUCAGAUAACAUGGAAACAGGUCCAAAACAUAUACUGAGUACUGACAAUACUGUGGCCGGCUCGUGCAUACACAAGGGCAUGGAUGGGCAAAUAUUGGCAUAUGCUAGAUUGGGUGCAUCAUUUCUAGGUACUACCAAGCCGAGUGCAUAAAAUUGUUUGCAAUAGGUCCAUUUCAAUCAUCAAAUAAGAUUCAUUAAAACAGAACAUAUUUUUGUUA